Molecule: messenger RNA, 414 nt
Organism: Penicillium robsamsonii
Lineage: Eukaryota; Fungi; Ascomycota; Eurotiomycetes; Eurotiales; Aspergillaceae
Exons: 1
Coding region: 1-414 (137 amino acids)
Source: RefSeq, a predicted model, not a curated record
AUGCAAAUCCUCUACAACGCCUUAAUCCGCACCCACCACAUAACCUCCCGCAAAAAAGUAGCCGCCCUCAAACGCGCCGCAGACACACACCAAUGCGCCGUGCUCCUACGCUCCGGCGGAUGUCCGGGGAUCAUGUACGUGGAGGGCGGGAAGGAGCCGGUGGAGAGCUGGGUAGAUGUUGUACGCCGCCUACGAUAUAAGGAUUUCCAGUUGGUGACAAGGCCCGGGGUUGUGGAGGAGGAGGGGGAAGGUGGAAAACAAGGGACUGGGAACGGGAAUGGGGAGAAGAAAAACGGGAAAGAGCUGGAUCUCCCGUUGGGAUUGGAUGAGGUAGAGAGUGUCAAGGAGUUUGGGGGCAUCAUGGCGAAGAGGGGGGUCUGGAAUUGGUGGAGGAGGGGGAUGGGGUAUGCUUGA